Messenger RNA from Prorocentrum cordatum, 1667 nucleotides. NCBI's taxonomy places the organism in Eukaryota, Dinophyceae, Prorocentrales, Prorocentraceae. The record is from the annotation of a GenBank genome assembly.
CGGUCUGCAGUCGAUUUCGGAUCGAUCAUGCAUUUUGUGCGCCACACUUCCUUACUAUGUUCCACCGCCACUUGUCGUGUAGCUGGCGUGUAAUAUGCGGGGGAGCUGCAAUUGGUGCGAUCUUCGUGGCUGUCCUCCAGUUUCCCAGCUUCGCCGGAGUCCGGGUGGCCGGUGUGCAGGACAAUCCUCUUGCCGAUGGAUCGUCGCCACAGCUGCCUGCGCGCCCCAUAGCCGAGAAGCACUCUGGAGCUCAGCCGUGGGCGAGCGAUGACCAUUUCGUCUACUAUGCCCCCGCGGCAUCCCAGGCUUCGCUGAGCCAUAAUACUCGAGAGCGACUACUACUACGCGCUCGGAGCGAGGUCCGCGCUCUCCGAGGAGAUGGCUCGACGCCGGGUUGGCGGCCAUGGGAGGGUGCACAUCUUCCACAUGCCCCAGGGGCCUUUGGUGCCCCAGGCGCGGGAGGUGGCCACGAGGCGCCAUGCGGGCUUGAGCGAGCUGGUUCGCAUGGAGCUCGGCGUGAACCUCGCGGCCGCGCUGCCAGAGUAUCGUCGUCCGCCAGAGUAUCGUCUUCCGCGCGGUUACCUUGAUCCUCUGGCCCUCCAAAGGGACCAAGAGUUGCUUGUAAUUGAGGGGAUCACCGAGCCAAUCUAUGCCCGCUACUUGGACGAGAUGACGAACCCGAACUCCGAAGGCCUCAAAGUGAAGAGCCGCAACUGGCUGAACGCGGAGGAUACCGCUAAGGUGGUCGCUUUCCUAAAGGGCGAGUUCGAGCACAUGGGCUUCACGACUUGCGUGCAGGAGUUUAAGAGCUGGAACCACCCCGAUAAUCGACGCGCCGCAGGAAGGAAGGUGUCCAAUGUGAUUGCCUACGUUGAGGGCACGGACGUGGGCACCGUGACAAUGGGAGCCCACUUCGACAGCAUGCCCCCGAAGGACAGAGGGAGUAGCUGGCUCUUCAAUGGGAACCCGGAUAACCUUGCGCCGGGCGCCGUGGAUAAUGGCAGUGGCGUAGCAGCAGUAUUGACGAUGGCGAAGGCCUGGAUGGAGGCAUACAACAAGGCAGGUCUGCGGCCCAAGAAGUCUAUGUAUUUCGUUGCGUUUGGUGGGGAGGAGGAGAACCUGUAUGGAUCGGACCGUUUCGCCCAAGAACUCAGGACACCAGGAUCUUCCAAUUCUAGGAUCCCCGCAAAUUGCCGGCCGUACCCUACCGAUGACCACAAGGCUAUUAUCAUGGAUAUGAUCGGUUGGAGGAACCCACGCUUCCAAACCGACACGGUGACCAUGGAGACCAAGACCUGGGCGGCAGACAUGUUCGCAUCAUUAGCCCAAUCGAACGUGUUGAACAACGGGAAUCGCUUGAAGUUGCUAUACGGGUUAGAUCCGUACGGUUCCGACCACGAGAGUUUUCUAAAUCGGGCCAUGGAGGCAGUAUUGACCAUCGACAACGACGGGGAUGAGAAUGCUUACAGGUGCUAUCACAGGACGUGCGACACAAUUAUUCAAGUGAGCACCAGGCUGGCGACAGAAAUAUCUCGGAUGAACAUGGGUGCAAUGUUACGCGAGGCUCUCUUGAACUAGAGUAGGCACUGUUCUGUGCGUGUGCAACCAACAGUCUGGCGGCAAUCCAGAUUGGACCUCAGAACACCAGAACAAAUUGUGUGGGGGAG